AUGACGGUGGACGACGAAAACUCUAUAUACGUUGGUGGGCUUCCUUACAGCGCCACGGAAGACACCCUUCGCAGAGUCUUCAGUUUCUACGGCGCCAUCGUCGCCGUCAAGAUUAUUAAUAACCGUGCGACAAGAGGAAAGUGCUAUGGCUUUGUUACUUUCAGAAAUCCCAGAUCAGUGAUUGAUGCAAUUGAUGAUAUGAAUGGCAAGGCUAUUGAUGGAAGACCUGUGAGAGUGAACGGUGUAACAACUGGAGGAAGACCGAAUUUCGGUCGUGAACUGUUCCGACAUGAUGUAGAGAGGAGAAUGGAUUGGGACAGGGAUAGAGAUCGAGGAAGGGAUUAUGAUGAUGUUGAUGAUAGGGACAGUUAUCAUGAGCAUUACAGUGAUAGGUCAAGAGAACUUGAUCGGUCCUGGGAUGAGGAUAGAGAAAGAGAAUAUGAACGUGAACGUAUGCAUGAGCACGAGCGUGAUCAUGAUCGCACUGGGGAUGGAUUCAUGGAUAGAGAUCGAGUCCAAGACAGAGUCGAGAACGAACAAGACCUAGGUAGGAAUGUUGAUUGGAACUGGGAACGAGGUCGUGAUUCAGGCUCGGUAGGCAGGGAGGUGGAUGGAAGCAAUGAUGAUGAUAGAAUUGCUGACAAGGAUCAGCUCUCAAGGAAGCCAAAUGGUUCAACGUACAACGACAGGUCUACCAGGGUUAUAUCACUUGAGCUGGGCGUUGAUUAUGAUGAUGAUGAGGUGAAAGUACAGCUUGACAGAUCAAUCCAGAGACAUGAUGAUCUGAAGAAGGAGAUUUCCCUGAUGGGAGGAAGGUUCGAAGACAAACAAAAACUUGUGUCCAGUCUGCAGAGAAAAGCUACGAAACUUGAAGAUGCAUUGGUUGGAGCCAAAAUGCGCACAUCCCAGCGGAAGGAACAGUUGGCCAAGCUCCACAAGUGCUACGUGCAAAUGAAGGAAUAUACUGAAAGACUUAAAAGCAGUGAACAUGAGCUUCAGACUCUUGUUGAUUCAACUCUGAUAGAAAGUGAUGUGGGCAUGGAAGUUGGGUAUUGA
Messenger RNA from Linum trigynum, 1056 nucleotides. The record is from the annotation of a GenBank genome assembly. Lineage: Eukaryota; Viridiplantae; Streptophyta; Magnoliopsida; Malpighiales; Linaceae.